AUUUUUAACAUUUACACAGUCUAGAUAGAUGAUUCCUCGUUCUGUGUGGUUUGGAGCUGAAGCUGUAGAGCCUUUCAUAAUCAUAUCCUUUUAUUUUUUUAUGGUUUGCUUGAAUUUGAUCUCUGUAGCUGAUUCCGUGCAUUGAUAAUGAAGGCUUGGGUUGCCUGAUUCUCAGCAUAAAUUCAGGCAGACUUCUAGUUUGACAGGGCUCUGUGUUUCGGUACGCAUGAAGAUACAGAACUGAAAUUGCUUUGCUUUCUUUACAAAUGACUCAGAGUGUGCUUGUCCUUCCCUAAAAUGUUGCCAGCGUGUGAAGGAUUUUCAAUGAGCAGUGCAAUAAGCCGGCAUCUGGGAAGGUUUGAGGCUGCUCUGGUAUAGCAGUGAACUGUCACACAGAUGAUCAGGGCUGGAGCCAACACUCCGUAGCACCGUAGAUCAUAUUGGUCACAUACUGGAAGUUUUGUUUAUGUAACUUGGUUGCUGUUUAACCUGCUUAAAUAGUAUUGCCAUAAUGUGGAGUGGGCUUCCCAGUAGAGGUUGUGUUGUGUUUCUAUGGAUGAAGAAGCACUUUGUGUGAGGUGGUGAAGCACUUUACUUGGUGAGAAAGAUGAAGCAUGAAGCUUCUUUAUUGCCUACCAUUCUGAGACAUAAGAAGAGAAAAUAUAUAUGUAAGAAGAGAGACUAAGGCACUACUACACUUCCCACCCUUGUGCGCACACCUACCUUGAUGAUGCAGCCUUCCCUGGAUAUCAAACCCUUUAUGUCCUUCCCUGUGGACAGCAGCUCUGCUGUUGGAUUCUUCCCAAAUUUUAACACAAUGGAUCCUGUGCAAAAAGCAGUCAUAAACCAUACAUUUGGAGUGUCCAUUCCCCCAAAGAAGAAGCAAGUCAUUUCCUGUAAUGUCUGCCAGCUUCGUUUUAACUCUGAUAGCCAGGCCGAGGCCCACUACAAAGGAAGUAAACAUGCCAAGAAGGUCAAAGCACUAGAGGCAACGAAAAACAAACCCAAAGCUGGUUCUUCCAAGGACAGCGCAAAGGUUAACACGGGCUGCUCCACCACGCCAGUCACAGCCAGCAUCUCUGACAAAUCAGAAGAUAAAGGGAACGAAAAACCCAACAGUGUGAGUCAGCAGCCCAAUGCAGAAGUGGAUCCUUUUCUUCCCAAACCUGGAGUGGCGCCUGCAGCACCUGCCUCAUCUUCCAAGAGCACCAACGGAGCUGCUAACGCAGUUACUGAGUCAGAAGAGGAAAAAGCCAAAAAACUACUUUACUGUUCAUUAUGCAAAGUGGCUGUGAACUCCCUUUCACAACUAGAAGCCCACAAUACAGGCUCCAAGCACAAGACCAUGGUUGAAGCUCGGAAUGGUGCUGGUCCCAUCAAGUCUUACCCUAGGCCUGGAUCCCGAAUGAAGGUGCAGAAUGGCAGCAAAGGCUCAGGACUGCAGAACAAGACAUUCCAUUGUGAAAUCUGUGAUGUCCAUGUUAAUUCAGAAAUUCAGCUUAAACAGCACAUUUCCAGCCGAAGGCAUAAGGACAGAGUUGCAGGAAAGCCUAUGAAACCUAAAUAUAGUCCUUACAACAAACUGCAGCGCAACCCAAGUAUUUUAGCAGCAAAACUUGCAUUCCAGAAGGACAUGAUUAAGCCGCUGGCACCUGCUUUCCUCUCAUCUCCUCUUGCUGCAGCUGCAGCUGUCUCCUCAGCUCUGUCCCUCCCUCCCCGGCCCUCGGCAUCCCUGUUCCAGGCACCAGCAAUUCCGCCAGCCCUCCUCAGGCCAGCCCACGGGCCCAUCCGGGCAACGCCUGCCUCCAUACUCUUUGCACCGUACUAAUUUAUUGAUGUGAAAAGAGAUAGCUAUGGCCAGUACAAAGGGCAAAGGAAAGCAGGAAAGGGGUUGAGGUUUUAAAAUGUUUCUCUUUUGCAAUGCCAUCCAGCAUGACACCUCAUUCAAGCACAUCAUAAAAUCCGUCAUUGGCAGCACUGCGUUUUGGAGUCUAGACAACUCUGUCUUCUCUCUGUCUCUAUUUUUUAAAAUCAAAAUAGUGUGAUUUGCUUCAAAAUUAAAUUGCUCAUAAAAUUUGUACCAUUAAAGAUUCAUCCAUCUAUUCAUUUUUUCUUUUUUUUUUUUUUCCAUUUGUAUGAUGCACCUUGGAAUCAAGGAACAUAAAAUAUUUUCCUGACAGACUUGAAAACUAGGGUCUUCCUCACACCUAUGUAAAUACUUCUCUGAAAAGCAAUGGGGUAUAAUCUAAUGUGGAAAAAAGGAAAAGGCAGAUGAACCAAAUGCUUGAUUGCAGAUAACAUCUCAAAAAAGAAUUGCAUCCAUUAUAUUCAUGUGCUCUUGUUGACAGGGACUGUGUGCUGUCCUAGACCCCAGUACUGGUGUAUCUUGUGUAGUACUACAGAUGUACCAUGUCUGAUUUUAAUAUUUUUUGUUUCUGUGCAAAUGUUUGAAAGCAAUGCAAUGCUGAAGCUUUUGUUUCUUUUGUGUCAUACUUUAUUUAGAGAAAUCAAGAAUAGAAAGCCAUAUAACAUAGAGUUAAGAUUACUGCUUGUUUGCUACUUUCAUUUAACUUAUUUUUGUUGUUUCUUCACUGGUGUUGCUAAGCAAUGUUUAAAGAGAAAAAAAGCUUUUAAAUUACACAUUGCCACAGCUCACGUGUUGUUCAAGAAGACAAUGGAUCCGUGUGUUUGUACGUAAAUAUCCUGUUUUCUUAAUUUCUAACUAGUUUCCUUUGUAAUGAUGCUGCAUAACAUUGUGGCUCCCUAAUGCAAUAAUGUACAGAACAUAAAAUAUUUAUAAUUUAGCAUAUUCUCUGUUUACUGAAUAUAUUGAAGUAAUGUCCCACCUAUCUUCUUACCUCCCCAACCCUUUUAUAAAGGUGAAUCAAUAUGCAGUGCUCAGACUGGAGUCAUUAUAUGAUAAUGGGGACUACAGGUGGAAGGAAGGAAAAAAAAAAAGAGAAUUAACUUUUAGAGCAUCUUUAUCAGCAAUCCAUAAUAGUAAAAUGUCUGUGUAUUUUUUUAAAUGUACCUUUUCAAUAAAAUAAUAAGAAAAUU
Messenger RNA from Passer domesticus (house sparrow), 3057 nucleotides. It is a transcript of the gene ZNF385B, whose product is annotated as zinc finger protein 385B. Gene Ontology annotation, molecular function: zinc ion binding; nucleic acid binding. The transcript is spliced from 9 exons. Lineage: Eukaryota; Metazoa; Chordata; Aves; Passeriformes; Passeridae. The record is from RefSeq and is a predicted model, not a curated record. Gene Ontology annotation, cellular component: nucleus. Bases 728 to 1828 code for a protein of 366 amino acids.